UGGCUGGCGCUCCGAUCCCCACCUCCAGCCCCAACCCCUUGCAGGGAAGAGUUGCCGCGGCCAUGGCGGGGAUGAAGACAGCCACAGGGGACUACAUCGACUCGUCCUGGGAGCUGCGAGUGUUUGUAGGAGAGGAGGACCCCGAGGCUGAGUCGGUCACCCUCCGGGUCACAGGGGAGUCACACAUCGGCGGGGUGCUCCUGAAGAUCGUGGAGGAGAUCAAGCGGAAGCAGGACUGGUCAGACCAUGCCAUUUGGUGGGAACAGAAAAGACAGUGGCUGCUACAGACCCACUGGACCCUGGACAAAUACGGGAUCCUGGCGGACGCCCGCCUCUUCUUUGGGCCCCAGCACCGGCCUGUCAUCCUGCGGCUGCCCAAUCGCUGUGCCCUGCGCCUCCGAGCCAGCUUCUCGCAGCCCCUCUUCCAGGCCGUGGCUGCCAUCUGCCGGCUCCUCAGUAUCCGGCACCCUGAGGAGAUGUCUCUGCUCCGGGCUCCUGAGAAGAAGGGGAAGAAAAAGAAGGAAAAGGAGCCGGAGGAGGAGGUGUAUGACUUGACCAAGGUCGUCCUGGCCGGGGGCGUGGCACCUGUGUUGUUCCGGGGGAUGCCAGCCCACUUCUCAGACAGUGCCCAGACCGAGGCCUGCUACCACAUGCUGAGCCGGCCGCUCGCACCGCCAGACCCCCUCCUGCUCCAGCGCCUGCCUCGGCCCAGCUCCCUCUUGGACAAGACCCAGCUCCAUAGCAGGUGGCUGGACUCGUCGCGGUGCCUCAUGCAGCAGGGUGUCAAGGCGGGGGACAUGCUCUGGCUGCGCUUCAAGUACUACAGCUUCUUCGACCUGGAUCCCAAGACAGACCCAGUGAGGCUGACCCAGCUGUACGAGCAGGCUCGGUGGGACCUGCUGCUGGAGGAGAUUGACUGCACUGAGGAGGAGAUGAUGGUGUUUGCAGCCCUACAGUACCACAUCAACAAGCUGUCCCAAAGUGGGGAGGUGGACGAACCGCCUGGCACAGACCCGGGGCUGGAUGACCUGGAUGCAGCCCUGAGCAACCUGGAGGUGAAGCUGGAGGGGUCGGCGCCCACGAACGUGCUGGACAGCCUCACCACCAUCCCAGAACUCAAGGACCAUCUCCGGAUCUUCCGGCCCCGGAAGCUGACCCUGAAAGGGUACCGCCAGCACUGGGUAGUGUUCAAGGAGACCACACUGUCCUACUACAAGAGCCAGGACGAGGCUCCCGGGGACCCCAUUCAGCAGCUCAACCUCAAGGGCUGUGAAGUGGUCCCUGAUGUCAACAUCUCAGGCCAGAAGUUUUGCAUUAAACUCCUGGUGCCCUCCCCUGAGGGCAUGAGUGAAAUCUACCUACGAUGCCAGGAUAGGCAGCAGUAUGCCCGCUGGAUGGCCGGCUGCCGACUGGCCUCCAAGGGCCGCACCAUGGCGGACAGCAGCUACUCCAGCGAGGUGCAGGCCAUCCUGGCUUUCCUCAGCCUGCAGCGGACAGGCGGUGGGGGCUCGGGCAACCACCCCCAGGGCCCUGAUGCCUCCGCUGAGGGCCUCAACCCCUACGGGCUUGUCGCCCCCCGCUUCCAGCGAAAGUUCAAGGCCAAGCAGCUCACUCCACGGAUCCUGGAAGCCCACCAGAAUGUGGCCCAACUCUCGCUGUCCGAGGCCCAGCUACGCUUCAUUCAGGCCUGGCAGUCCCUGCCUGACUUCGGCAUCUCCUACGUCGUGGUCAGGUUCAAGGGCAGCAGAAAAGACGAGAUUCUGGGCAUCGCCAACAACCGACUGAUCCGCAUCGACUUGGCCGUGGGCGACGUGGUCAAGACCUGGCGCUUCAGCAACAUGCGCCAGUGGAACGUCAACUGGGACAUCCAGCAGGUAGCCAUCGAGUUUGACGAGCACAUCAACGUGGCCUUCAGCUGCGUAUCUGCCAGCUGCCGCAUCGUGCAUGAGUACAUUGGGGGCUACAUCUUCCUGUCAACGCGGGAGCGGGCCCGCGGGGAAGAGCUGGACGAGGACCUCUUCCUGCAGCUCACAGGAGGCCACGAGGCCUUCUGAAGCCUGUCUUACUGCCC
Molecule: messenger RNA, 2071 nt
Organism: Kogia breviceps (pygmy sperm whale)
Lineage: Eukaryota; Metazoa; Chordata; Mammalia; Artiodactyla; Physeteridae
Gene: FERMT3
Product: FERM domain containing kindlin 3
Biological process (GO): integrin-mediated signaling pathway; leukocyte cell-cell adhesion; regulation of cell-cell adhesion mediated by integrin
Cellular component (GO): cell-substrate junction
Molecular function (GO): integrin binding
Source: RefSeq, a predicted model, not a curated record